This is a messenger RNA of Acanthopagrus latus (yellowfin seabream), 3694 nucleotides long. It is a transcript of the gene nexn, whose product is annotated as nexilin (F actin binding protein). NCBI's taxonomy places the organism in Eukaryota, Metazoa, Chordata, Actinopteri, Spariformes, Sparidae. Gene Ontology annotation, cellular component: axon; plasma membrane. Bases 245 to 2848 code for a protein of 867 amino acids. Gene Ontology annotation, molecular function: cell-cell adhesion mediator activity. The transcript is spliced from 15 exons. Gene Ontology annotation, biological process: homophilic cell-cell adhesion; dendrite self-avoidance; axon guidance. The record is from RefSeq and is a predicted model, not a curated record.
ACGGUACUUUUAUGGAAACUGCGACCAGCAGCCAGUCGAGUCGGUUCACAAAGUGGUCGCAUCUCGGAUCGUUCCGCUUGGCCUGAGACUCGCUCCUUCUGGUUUCUAUCGACGCAAGGGGAUUUUCUGUUUUUUUUAAUUUUUCUUUUGUUUUGAAUCAAACACAGGAGGACGACAGCGCGUCCAACGAGGUUACAUUUCAACAGAGCCUGCUUGUCAACUUUGUGGUCAUUGUGGUAAAAACAUGACUGAGGUCGCGCAGGUUGCGGCUGUAGUCGCCCAGGACAUCAAUGAUUUUGCAAAUGAAGAUGAGCACGACAUAAGUGAUGCAGAAAAUAAGGAAGAUGACGUGACACAUGAAGAGGAAAAUGUUAACAACAAGGUCGAGGAGAAAAGUGAGAAGACGUCACGCGUGGAGGAUGAAAAUCCUCGGCAUGUGAAUGAUGAAGGAAGUAAUGAGACCGACGAGACGCACGUGAACGGUGUACAGCACAAAGACGACACAGCCAAGGAGAAAAAAGAGAGGUCAGACUCUGUCAAUGGUGUAGCACAGGACGGAACGACAAUGGAGGAUGAGGAGCCUGACGCAAACGAAGACCAGACUAUUUCUGAUUUGGCACUUAAGAAAAAGAAACUCCUCCGAUCCAGAAAGCCGGUGGCCAGAAGCUACGUGCCAAAGCUGAACAAAGACAAGGGGGAUGUGACGAACAAGUUUGCGGCGAUGCAGAAGGCCAGGGAGGAGCGCAGCAGGCAGAGGAACCAGGAGGAGCAGCAGAAGAGGAAGGAACAAUAUGUCAAGGAGAGAGAGUGGAACCGCAGGAAGAUGCAGAUAAAAGAACUCCUCGCUUCCAGUGAUGAGGAAGAAGAGGUGAAGCCAUCAAAGGUAGAAAAAUCCUACGUCCCCAAAAUCACAGGUAGUGUGAAGGGGAAGUUUGCUGAAAUGGAAAAACAAAGACAAGAGGAAGAAAGGAAGAGGAUGGAAAGAGAGCGGAAGAAUAGGGAAGCCCAGGACAACAUGGAAAAGGCCAAAAUAAAGAAGGAAUUGGCCAAGAAAGCAGCCGAGGAAGGAGAUGACACAAUCCUGGUGCGGGUGGUUCCAGCCAAGUCGUCACGACCUCCGGGCAGAAUCAAGAUGAACUUUGAAGACAUGGAGAAGAAUCGGGAGGAGGAGCUGGUGAAGAGAGCAGAGGAAGAGAAAAAGAGACGAUACGACGAAAACAAGCGCUCCUUCAGGGAUGCCAAGCGGCGUUCGGUUGUUCAGCUGGAUGAAGACGAGAAGCCUUCAGAUAAGAUGCAGGUGACCCCUGGAAAGCUGAAGUUGACGUUUGAGGAGUUGGAGAGGGAAAGGCAGGAGCAGAGAAAGAAGCAGGCUGAGGAGGAGGCCAAACGCCGCCUGAUAGAGGAGAAGAAAGCUUUUGAAGAGGCCAGGCUGGGAAUGGGAGAAGACGAGGAGGAUGCUCAGCCUGCUCAGGAAGAUAAGGAGGAGCUCAGACCUGGAAAACUGAGGCUGAGCUUUGAAGAGCUUGAGAGGCAAAGGGUAGAAGAAGUGCGAAAGAAAGCCGAGGACGAGGCCAAGAGACGAAUGGAGGAGGAGAGAAGAGCGUUUGCCGAAGCCAGGAAGAGCAUGCUUGUAGAUGAGGAUGAUGAGGUGCUGAUGGCCUUGCUCAACCUGGAGGGCAGUAAGCCCGGGAAGAUAUGUGCCAGUUUUGAGGAUCUGGAACGCCAGAGAAGAGAGGAGGAGCAGAAGAAGGCCGAGGAGGAGGCCAGGAGGAGACUGGAGGAGGAGAAGAGGCUCUUUGCUGAGGCCCGCAAGAACAUGAGCCCUGGACUGGACAAGGAAAGGUCUGGAUAUGGAGAUGAAACAGCACUAGAUGAAGAGGAAGGAAUGGUUAAGAGUGAAUCUCAGGAGGCGCUGCACCCAAGAAAACUGGAGAUCAACUUUGAAGAGCUUCUGAAAGAGAAGGAGGAGGCUGAGAGGAGACGCAAGGCGGAGGAGCGCAAGAAGAAAAUGGAGCAGGAGAAGCAGGAAUUUGAACAACUCAGACAAGAGAUGGGCGAGGACGAAGUGAAUGAAAGCUCGGAUGUUGUCAGCAAGGAGUAUGAAGAACUGACCAAGCUCAAGAGGACUGGCUCCAUCCAAGCCAAGGACCUCAAGUCCAAAUUUGAGAAGAUCAAGCAGCUGACUGAAGAGGAAAUUCAGAAAAAGAUAGAGAUGGAGAGAGCACGGAGGAAGGCCAUAGAUGAUGAAAUUAAAGAGAGAGAAGCUGAGAGGUUCCAGGAGGAGGAUGAGGAAAGAGAAUCGACUCCUGCGAGGGCCGAGGAGUCACCAUUCAAACAGAAGGUGGAUAUGAAAGCCCGAUUUGAGCAAAUGGCCAAAGCCAGAGAGGAUGAGGAAAGGAGGCGGAUAGAGGAGCAGAAGCUGCAGAGGAUGCAGUUUGAGCAGCAAGAGAUUGAUGCCGCCCUCCAGAAGAAGAAGGAGGACGAUGUGGAGGACGAGGGUAGCAUCAUUAACGGCUCUGCAGCCUACGAAGAUGAGGAGGAUCACGCCCGGUCGGGGGCUCCAUGGUUCAAGAAGCCCCUCAAAAAUCAAUCAGUGGUGGACUCGGAGCCUGUGCGGUUCACCGUUAAGAUCACCGGGGAGCCCAAGCCGGAGGUGACCUGGUGGUUUGAGGGGGAGAUGCUCCAGGACUGUGAGGACUAUCAGUAUAUAGAGAGGGGAGAGACGUACUGCCUCUACCUGCCAGAGACCUUCCCAGAGGACGAGGGAGAGUACAUGUGCAAGGCCGUGAACAGCAGAGGCACCGCGGCGAGCACCUGCAUCCUCACAAUAGAAACCUAUGACUACUGAUGCCCUUCCAUGUUUCCAUGUCCUGGAAACCUUUCCUGUUGUCUCUCACUCCUUUUGUAAAACUUUGUCCCUCACGGUAUGGUCAAACAGCAGAGGGAAGAAAAUAGCAGUAUGCUUGGCAUUCCUAAGGGAGGGAUACACAACACAAAACAGACGCAAGAUGUUGUUUACGUAUCGCUCAAAUGUAAAGCUGCACUCCCUGUUAGAGUCUCAUUUACCUGUGCCAAAAAAUAGACGUGACCCUUGUGUGUUCUUGUUCAAAAAUCUUCGCUGUGAGGCCCCUCUGAUAUUUGUGACACCAGCUGAUUUUAUGUAUCAUAGUACUGUGUUGUACAUAUCACACUUUCUGGUCCGUACAUAGCAAACAUUAUACUCGAGGCACUGAUGUAAAAGAAAAAAAAGAUUAGAUGUCCUUCUACUACUGCUCAACAUCUCAAUCAGUAUGAAUCAACAUGCGGUUGGUAAAUGGUAUAUUGUGAUACUUGGCUGGUAACAUGUUUGUCAUCCUACAGUGAAAAGGUCCGUUGACAGUGAUAUUAAGUACUGCAGGAACAAGACAAUUUGAAAUCAAAUGUACAUCCUGAUCCUUUCAGUGAAACUCUUUAGGUUCAGAUAAAGUUUUUUAAAGUGCAGCAUCUAAAAAAAAGUUUGAUAUGUUGAUUUUUCAUUUACCAAACCCCCUUUUUCUUUUUGAGUUGAAUGAAAUACUCUUGAUACAGUUGUCAUAAUUCAAUUGUGCUGGACGGUAGGUAACCUUUUUAUGGUUUGAUAAUGGAGAGAAAGAUAGGCUAGCCUGAAUAUUUGUCAUAUAUUAUAAAUGAAAAUGUUUUAAUAAAAUGAACAACA